AUGGCCAAUACCCCAGAUUUGGUACUUGAUUCCAAGCUGGAAACGUAUUACCUGCCCGAUUGUACCGUCGAAACCGUCCAUGCGUAUCAUGAACCUAACCCAAACUCAAGACGCCGGCUUGUUACCAGGACAGAGCAUUGGCGGCGAGAAAAGAAAAUCGGAAGUGGUGCGUACGGAAGCGUAUGGUUAGAGAAGUGCACACAGGGCGCUCGGUCAGAUAGGGAAAUUCGAGCUGUGAAACAAAUUGAGAUCAGUGGGCGGUUCGGAGCUAUUGAUUACAACCGCGAGCUCGAGGCUAUUGCCAAGUUCUCGCACUCAAGGUAUGAACGAUGCUUCGUCAAGUCGCUAGGUUGGUACGAUAGCCCGGAAUAUCUGUUGAUCGCAAUGGAAUACCUUGAAAUUGGCGACCUUUCGGCAUAUCUGAAUGAGAAUCCACCAUUGCCAGAGGGGCAGGCCCAGGAGCUCGCCUACCAGAUUUUGGAUGGUUUGAAUAUGAUGCACGACAAUAACUUUGCUCAUCGAGACUUGAAACCAAACAAUAUUUUAAUACAAUCGCACCCGCCAGAUGAAUGGUGGAUCAAAAUCUCCGACUUCGGUAUCAGCAAGCGUAUAGAAGAAGCCCCGGGCGCUUCUACAACCCUACGUGGAACAUCUAGCUAUAUAGCUCCCGAGCUGUAUGGUUUGAUUAAUCGUGGUACCCCUUUUGCCUCAGAUAUCUGGGCCCUUGGUCAGAUUGUGUUUCAGCUUCUUACCAAAGAGAUGGUAUUCGAGCACCUGGGAUCUCUUGCCAGCUAUGUUAUGCAGGCAAAUAAGUUUCCCACUGGGCGUCUUGCCAAAUCCAGUGCGCUAAGUGUUGGAUUUAUCAACUCUCUUAUGUGUCCUAUACCAAACGACCGAAUGACGGCUGCCAUGGCUAUUUCACACACAUGGAUACAGUCAAAGCCGAGCCCUUCCAAUCUGGAGACUAUGAUCUCUUUAAACACACAAGAAUCGUCUCCAAUUAAUUCAGUGCCGGCUACUACGGCCAUUUCGCACACAUGGGUAGAGCCAAACCUGAGCCUUUCUGGUUCGGAGAAUAUCACCCCUCCAUACACGCAAGACUUGUCUACAAUCAGUUCAAUGACGGAAACCUCUAUUUCGUGGAAUACAAACCCAUCUUAUCCAGCGCCAGAGAUGGUUGAUGAUGUUCUAAACAGCAAGGUUGACCCCCAUCAUAUAGAUAUCCAGCUGUGGCGAAAGUUUGACGUCGGGAACCUUUAUUCUUCUGUGGAUAAUAAGGUAACUUUCUCGCCCAAUGGUGAAUGGCUCGUCAUCCCUGCUGGCAGACAAACAAGGCUUUACAAUACUUUAGACGGAACCUCGGUUAGCACGCUCAUCGAAGAAGAUGACUGCAUUCAUAUUGCUGCUUUUUCUCCAAAUGGCGAAUAUUUAGCGACACAUGGGAGGUGGCUUAUAAUCUGGGGUGUCGCUCCGGGGCUAAGGUUCCUUCACACAAUUUUUGGUGUGUGGUACAGUGUCCAAUGCAUUGCAUUCUCUCAAGACAAAAAAUUGGUGGCUUGUUCAUCGGCAUCUAGAGUCGAGGUUUGGGACGUUGAGUCGAGUGAAAAGCUCUUCAUGUUCGAACAUCCGAAAUCCAAUGGAGUGCCCCUAACAUUCUCUCCCGAUGGCCUACGACUGCUUCGGUAUGUCUCUGUUGAUAAUCGAGUGUGGAUCCAAGAUUUAGAUACUGGGGACUUUUUCGUUUCUUCAAAAUCGACAACUUUCAGAUCGACAGGGCCGACCUUUUCCCCGGGCGGAAGAUAUCUCGCAUACUCCUAUGGGGCCGUUAUUUAUGUUUUGGAUUUAACGAAGGAGACCUCGAAAGUUGACCCUCCUAAGGUGGGCACGAAGUCAUAUCGUCGCAUCACUGGUUCUUGGGUGGUGGAAUGUCCAGAUCAUUGGGUCAAAGUGCAACUAGAUGAUCAUAUAGUCGGCCCUUUGGCUUUUUCUCCCAACGGAAAUUUCCUCGCAGCCUGUAUAGAACACAACGGCAAAGAACUCUCGGACAACUGGAUCUGGACAAUUGUCCUCUGGAGUGUGGUUCAAUCCGGAAACGGGACUUUCAAACUCGAAGAGCUUCACAGAUCUCGCGACUUUGAUCAAGGAUAUAAAAUUGGUUCACAUCCACAUUUGGCAUUUUCCCUCGACGGAACAUUAUUCGUAUCAUCCAACUUCGGCAAAGAUAGCAUUGGUGUAUGGAGAGCUGAUACGAGAGGAUAUUUGCUCAAUGACUAG
Messenger RNA from Penicillium vulpinum, 2274 nucleotides. RefSeq names its product Tetratricopeptide-like helical. The record is from RefSeq and is a predicted model, not a curated record. Gene Ontology annotation, biological process: protein phosphorylation; mitotic DNA damage checkpoint signaling. Gene Ontology annotation, molecular function: protein binding; ATP binding; protein serine/threonine kinase activity. Gene Ontology annotation, cellular component: cytoplasm; nucleus. The transcript is spliced from 4 exons. NCBI's taxonomy places the organism in Eukaryota, Fungi, Ascomycota, Eurotiomycetes, Eurotiales, Aspergillaceae. The coding region runs from base 1 to 2274 and encodes 757 amino acids.